This is a messenger RNA of Myxocyprinus asiaticus (Chinese sucker), 2298 nucleotides long. RefSeq names its product CDGSH iron sulfur domain 2 (gene cisd2). NCBI's taxonomy places the organism in Eukaryota, Metazoa, Chordata, Actinopteri, Cypriniformes, Catostomidae. Gene Ontology annotation, cellular component: intracellular membrane-bounded organelle; mitochondrial outer membrane. The transcript has 3 exons. Bases 56 to 463 code for a protein of 135 amino acids. The record is from RefSeq and is a predicted model, not a curated record. Gene Ontology annotation, molecular function: 2 iron, 2 sulfur cluster binding. Gene Ontology annotation, biological process: regulation of autophagy; autophagy of mitochondrion.
CGUCCCAGGAAAUCUCUCGCAGGCUCUCAAUUAGAGGCGCACAAAGUCAUUCAAGAUGGUGUUAGAAGCUCUCUCCAGGAUUAUUAAGACACAACUUCCAGCCUACCUCAAGAAGCUGCCUCUGCCAGAAACUAUCGGAGGCUUUGCGAGACUCACAGUUUUAGAGUGGUUGCGGCUCCUGCCGUUGUUGGGCAUUUUGGCUCUGUUGGGUUAUCUGACCAUCCGACCCUUCCUGCCCAAGAAAAAGAAGCAAAGGGACAGUCUAAUCAACCUGAAGAUCCAAAAGGAAAACCGUAAAGUGGUGAACGAGAUCGAUAUAGAGGACCUGAAGAGUACAAAUGUUUGCUACUGCCGGUGCUGGCGAUCUAAAACGUUUCCUGUUUGUGAUAAAUCGCACAUAAAGCAUAACGAGCUGACAGGGGACAACGUUGGUCCACUUAUUCUUAAGAAGAAGACUCUGUAGCCCACCUGUUUUUUGGCCCAUAGAGGAAGAGGAGUAUCCAGUGCUUUGAAGACCACUCACAACACUUUUAAAUAGAUUGUCGUUUUUCCAUUGAAAAAACAACUUUAAUUUUGUUUAUUGUACUUACUUACCCAAAACUAUUUCCACCUUUUUAUUGUUUUAGUAGUUCUAUAAAAUUGUGACUGUAAUGAUCUGAAUAUUGUGGUUCAUCUAAAGAGAUUAAUUAUAUUGAUUGCAUUUACAUUGUUACACUGGUUAAAUUGUUCUGGUCAUUUUUUUUUUUUAUUUAUAUAUAUAUAUAUAUAUAUAUAUAUAUAUAUUACUUGGAAAAUGUAGUUUGGCCUUUGUGUGCAAUAUAACCGGACCAUAAAGAAAGACAGCUGUUGUCAUCACCAGUCACUGUUUGUGGCCACAAAAGUGUAUUUUUUUUUUUUUUUUUUUAUAUCUGGUUUUAUAGUUGCCUUUUACGAUUUUCUGUACAUUGUGCUGCUUCAGGCCAUUGUAAAAGACUUGCAUUUGACAUUUUGUGAAACCACAUUAAAAGUCACAUAAUUUUUGUUAACUUUUCUAAGUAUGUUAAGAUUUUUAUAUUUUACUUGUUUGCCUUUUUCAACAGAAUGUUUGCUAAAUUAUUGUACAUUUUUCAACUGCAGGAUACUAAAUUACUGUAGUGUUUGCAUACCUAUAGACAUUUCAUGUUGCGUUAGGCUGUAACAGAUGUAAUGGUCAACGAUUUUGAUACACAUUAUUACAAGAUUUAUCAGUGUAACAAAAACGCAUCCUCCUUUUACUUUCCACCUGAACCAAUAUGCUCUAAGAUUGCAAUUCAUAUUAUGUAUGCAUUAAGUUACAUUCAAAACAGUUAUAAACUGCACACACUUUGACAAUCCAUUGGUUCUCGCUAAAAUUUCUGGUGCCAACUGGUUUUGUAUCUGAUGGCUGUUGGUGUUAUGGAUCACCAUAGAUGUUUAUUUUCAUUAAGGUUACAUUUUGUAUGGUAACUGGUCUGUGCCUAAUAACUUUUAUAAAAUAAAAGUUUAACCAAACUAAUUGUCUCUGAAAUACAAGUAGCAUAUACACUCACUGCACACUUUAUUAGGAACACCUGUAUACCUACUUAUUCAUACCUAAUUAUUAAUAUCUAAUCAGCCAAUUGUGUGGCAGCAGUGCAAUGCAUAAAAUCAUGCAGAUACAAGUCAGGAGCUUCAGUAAAUGUUCACAUCAACCAUCAGAAUGGGGAAAAAAAUUUGAUCUCAGUGAUUUUGACUGUGGCAUGAUUGUUGGUGCCAGAUGGGCUGGUAUGAGUAUUUCUGUAACUGCUGAUCUAGAGUUUACUCUGAAUGGUGCCUAAAACAUCCAGUGAAUGGCAGUUCUGUGAAUGGAAACAACUUGUUGAUGAGAGAGGUCAACAGAGAAUGGCCAGACUGCUUCGAGCUGACAGAAAAGCUACAGUAACUCAGAUAACCACUCUGUACAAUUUUAGUGAGCAGAAUAGCAUCUCAGAAUGCACAACACAUCAAACCUUUAAAUGGAUAGGCUACAACAACACGUUGGGCGCUUUAUUAGAACCAUAGUGUUCCUAGUAAAGUUCUUGGUGAGUGUAUAUUUUUACUCUUAAUGCUGUUAACAUGUCUGGUCUCCAAACAGGGACUGAGAAUGUAUGUGUGACACCGUGUAACCGUCUAAGCUUGUCUAGAAGUGCUGUUUGUUUGCCAUCUGUUUUUUGUAUUGUACUUUUUGUAAUAGUGCAGUCCACUAGACUGCUGCUAGACAUGUGUGCUGAAAAUGAUCAGUGUUGCUUAUUUACAUCUGCUUUGCCUUAGAUAAUAAACCAU